Molecule: messenger RNA, 906 nt
Organism: Loa loa (African eye worm)
Lineage: Eukaryota; Metazoa; Nematoda; Chromadorea; Rhabditida; Onchocercidae
Exons: 6
Coding region: 1-906 (301 amino acids)
Cellular component (GO): oligosaccharyltransferase complex
Source: RefSeq, a predicted model, not a curated record
AUGCAAUCGAUAGUAUUUCUUGCGGUUCUGGGAAUGACUUAUAGCCAAAAGGGAGUGUAUUUGGAUGAAAAAGUCAGGAACUUGCAGGAAUGGAUGUACAGAAGGCCACUGAUCACUUUGAAUACAGACCGGUGGAAGACGUACGUACGAAGUGCCCCGCGAAAUUACUCUAUGGUUGUGAUGUUUACGGCGCUUUCUCCAAAUGUUGAUUGUGCAGUAUGCAAAUCUGCAUAUGAUGAAUUUUAUAUACUGGCCAACUCGUAUCGUUAUGCAUAUCCGGAACUGAAAGCUCUUUACUUUGCAAUCAUUGAUUAUGGUGAAUCUCCAGAAAUCUUCCAGCAAAUGAAUCUUGAUGUUGUUCCAGUACUUUUUCAUUUCCCAUCAAAGGGUACCAAAAAAAAACUGACCAAAUGGAUUUUGAAUGGCAAGAUUCGCGUUCUUCGUCCACCAAACUAUGCAGCACCAGCGGUUGUUUUGUUAUUGGCAAUGCUUGUAUUAGGAUUAUUAUAUAUGCGCAGAAAUAAUCUCGACUUCUUGUACAAUCGUACAAGUUGGGCAUUAAUUUGUCUCUGUGUCGUAUUCGCGUUUAUGAGCGGACAGAUGUGGAAUCAUAUUCAUGGCCCUCCGUUUGUUAUGACUAGUUCGCACACUCGUGAAAUAAGUUUUAUCCAUGGUUCCACUCAGUAUCAGCUUGUGGCAGAAACAUAUUUGGUUGCGAUAUUAUAUGCUGCGAUAACGGCUGGUUUCAUUCUAAUGAAUGAUGCGGCAGACGGUAAAGGUGAUUUUGGACGACGGCGGAUUAUGGCAUUCGUUGGUCUGGGAUUGGUGGUUGUAUUCUUUAGCUUAUUGCUUUCCAUAUUUCGAAGUAAAUAUCAGGGAUAUCCAUAUAGCUUUUUAUUCCAUUAA